AUGCAGGAAUCUCCCGGCUCUAUUGGUGUGGAUGGAGGUUAUGCCAGUAAUGUGCCUGCCUUCCUCACCAAACUGUGGACCCUGGUAGAGGACCCAGAUACCAACCACCUCAUCUGCUGGAGUGCAACUGGGACCAGCUUCCAUGUGUUCGACCAGGGCAGGUUUGCCAAAGAGGUGCUGCCAAAGUAUUUUAAACAUAACAACAUGGCCAGCUUUGUUCGUCAGCUCAACAUGUAUGGCUUCAGGAAGGUGGUGAACAUAGAGCAGAGUGGCCUGGUAAAGCCAGAGAGAGAUGACACAGAAUUUCAACACCUGUACUUCUUGCAAGGCCAUGAACACCUGCUGGAGCACAUCAAGAGGAAGGUCUCCAUCGUGAAGAGUGAAGAGACUAAAGUAAGACAGGAGGACUUGAGUAAGCUCUUGUAUGAGGUGCAAGUACUGCGCAGCCAACAAGAGAACAUGGAGUGUCAGAUGCAGGACAUGAAACAGCAGAAUGAGGUGCUGUGGAGAGAGGUUGUCUCACUAAGACAGAACCACACCCAGCAACAGAAAGUCAUGAAUAAGCUGAUUCAGUUCCUAUUCAGCCAGAUGCAGUCACCCACCCCCAGCACUGUAGGAAUGAAGAGAAAACUUCCCCUCAUGUUGGAUGAUGGCUCCAACACGCCCCCGGCCUCCAAGUUCAGCCAUAGUCACCAUAUGGAGCCCCUCCAUGAGCCCUUCUAUAUCCAGUCGCCAUCCACGGAAACAGCCUCAUGCUCCAACAGCACAAUGACAGGGGGACCAAUCAUAUCAGAUGUUACUGACAUGUCACACCCCAGCAACAUGGCCAUUCAAAUGCAGACAGAGGAGACAAGGGACAAGAGUCUGAUGCUGAUCAAAGAGGAGCCAGUGAGUCCAGGGGUACGAGGCCGGCCUGAGGGAGGCCCACUGGGCUCCUGUGAAGUAUGUUCCGAACCCCCCGUCCUCCCUGUAGCCAUGGUACAAUCCGUCCUGGAGGGCAGAGGCUCUGGAGCAGAGAGGAGGAGCAAGAGACCUGCUCUGGAGAGGCCGGAGGUGUCUGAUGCUGUAGAGAAUGUGGACAUGAGUCUGGAGGACCUGCAGCUUCUCUUGAGGACCCACCAACAGACUAUGGAGCCCACCUCUGCUGUAAUGGAUCCAUUCAAUUUCAACUUGCCAUUGAGUGAGUGGAACUUUACUGAUAUGGAGUCCAACCUGAAAUCAUACAUGUUUCAGAGCCAGGAGGCAGAGGCCGGAUACCCCAACGCUGGAUGUGAGGAACAGUGACGGCUCGACAGGUCACUUGGCCGAGGCUAUUCCUGACAAACAGGCCAGAAAACAAGACAUUCCUCAAGGCUCUCAGAUUUCUUCCAUCCCCAGUCGUCAUGUCUUAGAUCCUGAGCCCACCUGGCCCUUUGGGAGCGAAAAAGGAUGGAUGCCUGUCAUUCAGAACUCUGUGGGCCCACCUUCCAUCCACCCGCCUGUUAACUCUGGAGAGUGUCCACUGUAUGGCUGU
This is a messenger RNA of Esox lucius (northern pike), 1513 nucleotides long. It is a transcript of the gene hsf4, whose product is annotated as heat shock transcription factor 4. The record is from RefSeq and is a predicted model, not a curated record. NCBI's taxonomy places the organism in Eukaryota, Metazoa, Chordata, Actinopteri, Esociformes, Esocidae. The transcript is spliced from 13 exons. Bases 1 to 1284 code for a protein of 427 amino acids. Gene Ontology annotation, molecular function: sequence-specific DNA binding; DNA-binding transcription factor activity. Gene Ontology annotation, biological process: regulation of DNA-templated transcription.